This is a messenger RNA of Tetrapisispora phaffii CBS 4417, 1170 nucleotides long. RefSeq names its product Yrb30p (gene YRB30). The transcript has a single exon. Gene Ontology annotation, molecular function: GTPase regulator activity. Bases 1 to 1170 code for a protein of 389 amino acids. The record is from RefSeq and is a predicted model, not a curated record. NCBI's taxonomy places the organism in Eukaryota, Fungi, Ascomycota, Saccharomycetes, Saccharomycetales, Saccharomycetaceae. Gene Ontology annotation, cellular component: cytoplasm; nucleus.
AUGGAUGAGAUAUUGUCAAAAGCUGGUUCGCAGGUUGUUUCCUUUGCUAUACGGUCUAGCAUCACUUUAGCAUCCAGUUAUGUAUUGAAAAAAGUAAGCAACUUUGUGCAAGAGUUACCAACUGAGAAUCGUGAAGAUGAAGUGAAGGUUAAAAAAAUAAAUAGGCUAAAGAGACAGUUAGAGAAUAAAAUUAUUAUAGUUUCUAAUGCUAUUGAUUUGAUUAAGAUUGUCGCUUUCAAUGGGAACAAUAAUUUAAAUGGCAUCAUCCAAUUAACUCAAGAUAUCAAACUUGAGAUAGACUCAAUAGAUGACAAGUUAAAUGACUUGCAAGAGAAGAAUAGUGCUAGAAAUGAAUAUGAUAAGAAUAAAUCUGUGUUGGAUAAAGUUAUCGAAUAUAUUGAGGAUGUGAUCGAAAGAUUAGACGAGAUAACUCCAUUCAUCAAUUUAUCGCUUAACACAUCAGGGAUCAAUUUGAAUAGUGCCAUACCUAAUAAUAUUUCACCAAAUUUACUGUUGAAUGCAAGUAAUUUAAUUAGUAUUAAUAACGAAGAGUAUCGUAAAGAUGAUAAAGAUGCCAAAAAAUGUUCCCUUAAGAAGAUAUUUGAAUUUACAAUUUAUACAGUAUUUUAUAAAAUUCAAUUAAAGAAAGUAGUUUGGAAAGAGGAUUAUAACAAGAGCCAGGCUGAAAUUAUACGAUAUUCAGAAAAGGAUGAUGAAGAAAACACUUAUAAAUAUAAUAUUGUAUUUAAGGAAAGUUUUGAUGAUGAUAGAUAUCACGAUGAAGAAGAAGAAGAACGUGAAAUUACAAUUAAUUUGAAUAAUGUUAUAAAAAUAUUUUAUAGUUACUCUGGUAACCUACUUAAUUUAGAGAGUGAUUUUGAUGAACCUGUGUUGAUUCUCAAAGUCGAUAAUAAUGGAAUGAAGAAGACUAGCACUCAGGAUAUUGUUUAUUAUGGACUCGGUAAUUUCAACAAGGCAGAUAAUAGCAUCAAAUUAUUUGAAAUUGUAACUAGAUUAUUGUCAUUACAAGUCAAUGAAGGAAAGGAUAUAUUUGAUAUAACAGACGAAAAAUUAGCAUUAUAUUUAAAUGAUGAGAAUAAAAUGAUGAAUAAUGAUAAUUCGGUAGAUGAAGAUGAGACAUUAGGGAAAUUGAGAGAAGUUUCGAUAUGA